UCGCUCAUUUCCACACCCAAGAAGCGCUCCAUAGCUACACCACCACCAAGCUGAUAGCAAGCAAGCAAGCAUUGACCAAUCGGCCAUGGCGAGGCUUCAGCUUUCCGUCGUGGCGGCCUGCGCCGUCCUCCUCGCGCUCGUCGCACCAUCCAUCGCCGGAGACCCCGACAUGCUCCAGGACGUCUGCGUCGCCGACCUGGCAUCCCCGAUCAAGAUCAACGGGUUCCCAUGCAAGAAGAACAUCACGGCCGACGACUUCUUCUUCGCCGGACUCAAGAAGGCCGGCAACACCAACAACCCGGCUGGUUCGGUCGUCACCGCGGCUAACGUGCUGUCAUUCCCCGGGGUGAACACGCUCGGCGUGUCCAUGGCGCGCAUCGACUACGCCGUGGGAGGGCAGAACCCGCCGCACACCCACCCGCGCGCCACCGAGAUCAUCUUCGUCACCGAGGGAACCCUGGAGGUGGGUUUCAUCACCACCGCCAACAAGCUCUUCACUAAGGUCGUCACCGUCGGAGAGGUGUUCGUCUUCCCGCGAGGGCUCGUGCACUUCCAGCAGAACAGGGGCAACUGCUCUGCCUCCGUCAUCGCCGCCUUCAACAGCCAGCUUCAGGGCACCCAAGCCAUCGCCACCACGCUCUUGGCUGCCACACCACCAGUGCCAACCGACGUGCUGGCCAAGGCCUUCAGGGUUGAUAACGAAGACAUCGACGCCGUCAAGGCCAGGUUCAACUAGGGAGCCUCUGCCCUCUGGCAACUCUGCAUCCAUUUCGGAAGAAAAUAAUCGUCUGUUUGUUACUGAAUAAAUGGUAAUCAAGUCAUCAAGUGAGCUGUAGCGUGUAGUUGAUUUGUUGUUGUGUAUGUUACAUUUGUUUAUCUUUGAGAUAAUAAAACUUGCUUCUGUUU
This is a messenger RNA of Triticum urartu, 906 nucleotides long. RefSeq names its product germin-like protein 1-1. NCBI's taxonomy places the organism in Eukaryota, Viridiplantae, Streptophyta, Magnoliopsida, Poales, Poaceae. The record is from RefSeq and is a predicted model, not a curated record. Gene Ontology annotation, molecular function: manganese ion binding.